Molecule: messenger RNA, 1518 nt
Organism: Mangifera indica (mango)
Lineage: Eukaryota; Viridiplantae; Streptophyta; Magnoliopsida; Sapindales; Anacardiaceae
Product: agamous-like MADS-box protein AGL80
Exons: 1
Coding region: 616-1317 (233 amino acids)
Biological process (GO): positive regulation of transcription by RNA polymerase II
Molecular function (GO): DNA-binding transcription factor activity, RNA polymerase II-specific; protein dimerization activity; RNA polymerase II cis-regulatory region sequence-specific DNA binding
Source: RefSeq, a predicted model, not a curated record
AAUAGUCAUGAUAUCAAGUGCUAUACGGGCAACACUGAAACUAGAUAGAACUAAAAUGUCUUAAACAAAAUUAGAUAAAGAUGGAAAGUAAGCCUGACAUUAUAUAGUACAUUGCUGUAGAAAUAAGAAAACCUUCUUUUCAUCAUUCUCAUAUGUAUAUGGACAUGACACAUUACACUCCAUUAUUGACAAGAUUUCUGUAUAUAUGUUAUAUGGAAGUUUGUUUCUGUCUCCAUUAAUAGAAUUGAAUGUAGAAAUUUCCAUUGUCUCCAAAAACAGUAAAAACCAUUCUAUAAUAAGUUGUCUCAUUUGUAAGAAACUAAAGAAUGAACCCUCACUGAACAACCAAAUUAAUUCCUCCCAAUUAUAUUACUACCUUGACAUCAAUAGUCAGAUUUUAUCAUAUCUGGUAUUUUAAUUAUAAGGAUUUGGGCACCCCACUAUUUUUUUUCUAAUUAUUCUAGAAGGGUGCCCCUAUAUUCCAUAAUCUAGAUAUUUUUUUAUUUUAGUAUCCCUUCACAUCUAUAUAUAGUUAGUAUAAACUAUUGAAAUAUUGCAAGAGAGAAUUCCAAAGCUUCUAUAUUUCAUCUUGUUUUCUCCGUUUGGUGUGGAGUGAUGACUAGAAAGAAGGUGAAACUUGCAUUUAUCAGCAAUGAUUCUGCAAGAAAAGCAACCUUCAAGAAAAGAAAGAAGGGUCUGAUGAAGAAGGUAAGUGAACUUAGUACUCUUUGUGGUAUUGAUGCUUGUGCUAUCAUUUAUAGUCCCUAUGAGUCUCACGCUGAGAUCUGGCCAUCUCCUAUGGGAGUCCAAAGAGUUUUGUCUCAGUUCAAGAAGAUGCCUGAGAUGGAGCAGAGCAAGAAGAUGGUGAAUCAGGAUAGCUUUCUCAGGCAAAGGAUUGGAAAAGGGAAUGAACAACUGAAGAAGCAGCGGAAAGAUAACCGUGAAAGGGAGAUGACUGAGAUCAUGUUCCAAAGCCUCACAGGGAGGAGCCUCCAUGGUUUGAACAUUCUAGACUUGAAUGAUAUUGGAUACUUGAUUGACCAACACUUGAAGGACAUUCAUACCAGGGUGGACACCUUGAACAGGAUGGCAGUGCAACCUCAGCCUGUGGCGCCAAAGCCUUUGACUGUUGGUGAGAGCUCUCAGCAGGCAGUGAGGGCUGAUUUUGAGAUGAAUGGAGAUGCAAUCCAGAGGCAGCAGUGGUUUAUUGACCUGAUGAACCCACCUGAGCAGAUGGGAUUUGGUGGGGAGGAUAUAAUCUUGCCAUUUGGGGAUGCCAACCACAAUUCUCUUUGGUCUAAUGCCUAUUUCCCUUAAGAAAAAAAUAUUGUUUGAUUGACAUGAGUUUGUCUUGAGGGAUUUAUUUUGUUGCUUGUUUUUAGAUCUUGUUGUUCUCAUCGUAUUGCUUCUAGUCCACUGGAAGCUUAUGAACUUGAAUAUUUCUAUGUACACAGAUUUUGUUAUUGAAAAUAAUGUUAGUUGAAUCACAGAUAAAGAUUUGCUGUUUUUCUGAUUGAA